GAUUUGGCCCUUUUGGAGAACACACCGUGAAUGCCAGCUGGAUUGCAGUCCAGAACUUGGCGUCAGUGGAGUUGCGCUUGGGUCCGGUGCCUUUGGCGCAGCGCAGUGUCUGCGGGAUCCGACUAUGGGGUUGCCGGGAGCUGUCCUUGGUGUGUUUUAGUUGACCUGGAUAAGACAGACUUGGCAAUGAAAAGGUGCCCCGUUGCAUGCGUCCAAUCUAUCCCGCACGAAAAUAUGGCUCGGAGUGUUCUUGGUGUGAUCCAGACAUGAGAAAACUGAGGCACAGAGCAGGUGAAUGACUUGCCCAAGGUCACCCAGCCAGUGAGUGGUAGGAAGAAGGAACAAACGUGGUCACCUGGCUCUGGAGGCUAUGCCCCUGACUCCUACCCUCCACCAUCCAUGCAGAGCUGGAGAAGCUCGGGCUUGGUGACAGCGUGGACCUGCACGUGUAUGAGAUUCCAGUCGAGUAUAAGACAGUCCAGAGGCUCAUCCCUGCCCUGUGGGAGAAGCACAGCCCACAGGUGAGUGGGGCGAAGGCAGGUGCUCCCUCAUCAGGACCUGCAGCUCGUGGUGCAUGUGGGGGUGUCGGGCAUGGCGACCACGGUCACGCUGGAGAAGUGCGGGCAUAACAAGGGCUACAAGGGGCUGGACAACUGCCGCUUCUGCCCCGGCUCCCAGUGCUGCGUGGAGGACGGCCCGGAAAGCAUUGACUCCAUCAUCGACAUGGACGCUGUCUGUAAGAGGGUCACUACGCUGGGCCUGGACGUGUCCGUGACCAUCUCACAAGAUGCGGGCAGGUACCUCUGUGACUUCACCUACUACACCUCGCUGUACCAGAGUCACGGCCGCUCAGCCUUUGUUCACGUGCCUCCACUGGGCAAGCCCUACAACGCAGACCAGCUGGGCAGGGCGCUGCGGGCCAUCAUCGAGGAAAUGCUGGACGUCCUGGAGCAGUCAGAAGGCAAAAUCAACUGUCGCCACAAACACUGAGGGCCUCUCAGGCCUCCCAAGACCUCGUCCCACUAGGGACCCCGGGAGGGAUGUCCGCCCUCCGGGGGCCUGGCCAAGAAGGAUAAGCCUGUCAGCUGGGGAUCUGAUUUGGAUCAAUAUUCCGACUUACACACUUCCUGUCCCUUCUUCUCCGCAAAAGGGCUGGUCACUUUGAAGGAGGUGGCUGAAGAUUUUUUUUCUCUAUUUCCCUUUGCCUCUGGGGACACAGCCACAAUGGCUGGGAAGCUGGUGGGUCCCAGUCUCCACAGGGAAUCCUGGUCGAGUGGAUCUCCGCUCUUGAUCCCACAGCUGGGGCCACCUGCUCACCUGCUUUUCUAAGUCUCUGGUGAAGGGAUUCCAUCCAGGACUGGUUUUUCCCAAACUUAAAAACUCCUUGAAAAGUCUUUGCCCUGAUCCGUGUCCCAACAGCCAGGACAACCCCAGAAAGGGCUGCCUUGGGAUGUGACGGGGGCUUUCUUCCCCCCUCUCUUUCUUAUUCUCUUUUUUAAAAACAAUAGUGCUAGUUUGGGCACAGAGGAAUUUAUGUUCCCUUUGGUUAAAACUCGGGCUUUUGCUGACAACAGAGUGUCUUUUCUUUUUCCUGGGAUGUAGCCCCUUCUGCCUCUUCCUCUGAAAACUGGACCCGCAUCUUUGUGUCGGAGCUGACAUCAAGUUCCCUUUCCUCAGGGCAGGCAGGCCCUUGGCCAGGCCAUGGUGGGGUGGGAGCCGCUGCCCCAGGUGGUUAAAAAGGUGGGCUGACCCUUUCGGAGCCAGAGCUGUGAGCUGUACCCAUGGGGACUCUGGAGCAGGGGUGGGAAAACAGCCCAUGUCAUUUCGACUUGCACAUGACUUUUUUUUUUUUUUUUUAAUAUGUAAAAAUCUGUAGCAGUUGCAAACCCACCCCACAUCUGGCCUGGAUUUUUGCAGUCUUGGUGCUGGGGACCAGCUCCUUGUUCUCCUUAAGUGGGGCGGGGGUGCCCAGAAUGGGGCCCGGGGGCUGGAGUUUGCUGAUCUCCCUGUGUGCUGGCGUGUUUGACCAGGAGGGUGGUACAGCAGCCAACGGGGCUUUUGUGUAGAUGAUUCUGGAGACGGGCCCAGGACUCAGGAGUAAAUUUUGAUCUCACUCCCUGGCAACUUUGAACUUAGCAGCCAGGGGUGAGAGUAACGUCCCCGGGAGGCCAGUGAAUUCAGCUGGACCUUCAUACCCAUCAGAGGAAACGAAUGACAGCAGCAACCAUGAAGCCAACUGAGGAAAACCCACAUUUCGGAAGUGUUCUCCUAUUUGGGGGAGAAGACAGGGGUUUUAUCAUUUCCCCAAGCGCGAGGUGUGCUGGAGUCCUGAUGCCGGGUUGGAUCAUGGCGGUGUGACCCAGCAUGCAGUUCUCUCUAAAACAGAUGAGAUUUCUGUUUUGUUUCGUUUUCUUGAACAUUUGCCUUCUUUGCCUCUUGUUCUGAUGACCAGGGGAGUUCCUGCCUCUGCUGAGUGGCUGUGUCGCUUGGGAACCAGGUUGAUGGGUUCCUGAGUUAAAUGCGUUUUCUUGGGUCCUGGGUUUUCUCUGGAGGGGAAAGUGGCUCCAGGGGGGUGACGGGGGCGGGCACUUGGCAGUGGGCGUGGCCUGUGGCUGGCAGGUUGAACUGAUUGGGGGCUGUGCUCCUCUCCCCAUUCCAGCCUGCCUCCCGCCCCUCUCAUGUCCCCAGGCUGAGAUUGUGAGAAAUCUGCCAUGUGGGAUUCCGUGAGCAGAAAUCGUGGCUCUUCUGAAUGUGGGGAGCUCAAGGCUCGGGGGCCCCCCAGAGGUCUUAUUCAGAGCAUCAGGCUUCAUCUAGCUCUGUUCCCCAAAGGUCUGAUCUGCAGGGAUGUGAGGAGGAAAUGAAUCCAGGCAAGAUGGGGAGGGAAAAGGGGGGAACCUGGAGAUAAGCCAGGUCUGCACUUAGCUGGGUACCCACUGGAACCCGGAUGCGCCAUCCCCAAACUCCACAUUUUCAUCUUUCCUUUGUCUUCAUUUUGCCUCUCUGUUUAAAGCACCGUGUGAUUCAGAAAUUUAGAGGUAUAAUUUAUUGUCUGAUCAUUGCCGAGUGUAUGUAUAUCAUUUUUGUGUUCCUGCAAUGGUUUUAGAUUUUCUUAUCAAGUCAAGCCGGAAUCCUAUCCUUGUCCAUGACGCAGAGCAUUUCGCUCAUUUUUAUUUAAUCAGACGGCCAUUAAACAUUUCACCCACUUCCCGCCAGCUUUUUUUACUUUUAUUUAUUUAUUUUUUUUAAUGUUUUUCUUUUGGGCAAACUCAUCUGUUCUCUCCACGGAAUGUCUGUCUGCAUUUGUUGGCUCUUGGACUGAAAUGUCCUCCUGUAAGAAGGGAGAACCAGGGCCUGUUCUUGCUCCCUUGUCAUUUGCAGAAUCUCAGGUGGAGGGGGUCACACAGAACGGGGCCAGGGGAUGGGUCUGUGAAGUCGGUGUAGCUUGGCAGGGUGUGGAGGGGAGAGGCGCUAACGGGUGUGUGAGCAGGUGGUCAUGGUAGAAGGAUGGGCAGAGGGAUGUGGUGCGAAGGCUGCUGGGGAAAUCUUGUAAGAAAGCAGAGUGGGGGCCUCUCCUGGGGCCCCCAUGGGGGGUGCCAGGGUGGGGGAGAGGGGCAGCAACAGUCAUCUGGGUGUCUGGUGAUGGCCUCUCCUUUAUGGUGCUGGAGUCCCUGCACCUGAUACCUUUAUUCUUCUCUCAGCCCCUUUGGCUCCCCCUUGCUCACUGAAAAGAAGGCCAGUGGCAUGGAUGUGAGCUUGUAGAUUGAAAAAGAAGGAGGAAGGAGUGGUUAGUAAGAAGGAAAGAAAGGUGGGGAAAAGCAGGAAUUUGAGUUGGUGGACUGGGCUUGUGCCACCUGGUCCAAUCAAGGAACAGCCAAGGUCCCUUGGCCACAGGGAGAGACAGGGACAGGCGGGGGACAGAAAUCAUGGCUUCCCAAGCAGCGCCAGACCUUUGCGGAAAUGUCAGAUCGAAGUCGUUUGGGCAACGAAACUCAUUUUCAGCCGCCUUGCACUUUGCUGGCACUGUGACUUCUAGAAAAGAAAGGGCCUGCUCAGGGCAAUGGCUGGAAAAGAAGAUUCAGGAUGCCUUUUUGUUGUCUUAGAAGUUUCUGCCAGGAAACCAGGCCAGCUGGUGUGUGUGUCUACCCACAUGCCUGUGUGCCCCGGGGGGGGGGCGGGGGGGCAACUGGGCCAGGGAGGGGAGCCACUCCUGGAAAUCUGCCCUCCUCACCGGCCUCUUUUCUCCUGCCACUGGCUAGACUGUUGACCUUUGACCUCUCCACCCCUUGGUGUGUUUAAACCCAAAAGUCCCCUUUGGGGAUAGCGGGACAAAGGCCCAUUCUUCUCUGUGGCCCCAGCCUCCACCCUGUGAGCACGGGAGCCUGCAGCCAGUGUGGGGCGCUGGUGGUCACGGGGGCAGAGGCCACCGCAUUCCCGGGUGGCUCCCCAUGGACACGAAUCCCACUGUAUGCCCCGGACUCUCUUGGGGAGCCGAAGAGGGCUUUUGUUUUUAUAUCCCAGAUUACAUUUCCCUUCCCCAGGCACAAGUGCCUCAUAAGGGCCUGGGGCUGCUGACUAGCAGGGAGAACAUCUCUCUUUUUGCUGUGGGGAAGCACGUUCCAGCCCUGAGCUGCUCUUCUCGCCAAAUCCAUUGCUUCCCCCGCUCUCUCCUCACUAGGCGUUGUGUUCAGCUGCCCGGAGACCCACAGAAGUGCCUGCCUCUCCAAUAAGCAUGGGACACAGAGAAAGGCGGCAAGAUGGGAAAGAGAGAAGCAAACCCCAGGCUCUGGGAAGUGGCCCUGGCUCCCCAGGGCCCAGCCCAGGGUCACCCGACCCAUUUGCUGAGCUGGGGGUCUGGGGUGAGUGGCUUCUGGGGCCCAUACACUUUGUCUCUAGGAGAUCCCAGAGAAAGCCGGUUGGGAAUUGGACUGUCUGCUCCCAAGGCCUGUGGCAUCCCCGGGUACCAAGGAAGCCACAUCGGAAUCUUGGGAAGCAGAGAUGGUUUUCUGCCCGCCCUGGGGGUCCCUGGCGUGUUUCUGGGGAUCCCUCAACAUCUCAGGUUUCUAGCUCAUCCUAAAUCUCUCUUUAGGAAAAAAACCUUUCCUACUUAAGGUAACUGUGGGCCUGUCCCCUGCACCUCGGGGUGGCCUCUCCCUGACCCCCAGAGUUCCUGUGAGUGCCUUGUCUGAAACCCUCCUGUCUGGGAGCCCAGGCUGGGGAAGGGUCUGUCGUGACUUUGCUGGGGCCUGGGCUCUGGAAGAUCCCGAACUUGACACCCCAGAAAGCAAAUAAAACAGUUGAACUAUGUGA
This is a messenger RNA of Ailuropoda melanoleuca (giant panda), 5307 nucleotides long. It is a transcript of the gene PGPEP1, whose product is annotated as pyroglutamyl-peptidase I. Gene Ontology annotation, cellular component: cytosol. The transcript is spliced from 6 exons. Bases 592 to 990 code for a protein of 132 amino acids. Gene Ontology annotation, biological process: proteolysis. The record is from RefSeq and is a predicted model, not a curated record. Gene Ontology annotation, molecular function: pyroglutamyl-peptidase activity. NCBI's taxonomy places the organism in Eukaryota, Metazoa, Chordata, Mammalia, Carnivora, Ursidae.